Acanthosepion pharaonis is the source of this 507-nucleotide messenger RNA. The record is from the annotation of a GenBank genome assembly. Lineage: Eukaryota; Metazoa; Mollusca; Cephalopoda; Sepiida; Sepiidae.
AUGUUUCUGUCUUGCCUUUACCCAGAAAAAGAAAAAAAAAACAAAUCCUCUGAAUUCACUAAAAUCUGGUCUCAUCUCUCGGUGUCACAUCUCUCUCAGUAUUGCUAUCUAGCUAUCCCUGCAACUGUCAAGGUCUCACAUCUCUCUCAGUAUAGCUAUCGAGCUAUCCCUUCAUCCCUUAAGGUGUCACAUAUCUCUCAGUAUAGCUAUCGAGCUAUCCCUUCAUCCCUUAAGGUGUCACAUCUCUCUCGGUAUAGCUAUCAAGCUAUCCCUUCAUCCCUUAAGGUGUCGCAUCUCUCUCGGUAUCGCAUCUCUCUCAGUAAAGCUAUCAAGCUAUCCCUUCAACCCUUUAAGGUGUCACAUCUCUCUCGGUAUAGCUAUCGAGCUAUCCCUUCAAGUGUUAAGGUGUCACAUCUCUCUCAGUAUAGUUAUCGAGCUAUCCCUUCAUCCCUUAAGUUGUCACAUAUCUUUCAGUAUAGCUAUCAAGCUAUCCCUUCUACCCUUUAA